Molecule: messenger RNA, 618 nt
Organism: Lycium ferocissimum
Lineage: Eukaryota; Viridiplantae; Streptophyta; Magnoliopsida; Solanales; Solanaceae
Exons: 1
Coding region: 1-618 (205 amino acids)
Source: RefSeq, a predicted model, not a curated record
AUGCCACCUCCAUUCCCAAACUUAGACGAACUUAACCAAAUGAACUAUUUUACCACCUCUCAACCGGCUACUUCUGAACCUCUCACCCACCUAGUCACUCAAAAUGCUCCUCUCUUGUUUACAGCUACUUCUUCAAAGGCUCAGUACAUACCGCCGGCACAUCAUGUUACCAAUACACAUCAAGUUCCGCCGGUAUAUACUUAUGCCACAGCUCCGCCAUUGACACAAACCCAAGGGCUAUGUCACGCAGAUGUUGAUCAUUAUGUCGAAGUCGAAAAGGAGACAAGGGCAGUUAAUGAUGAAAUGAUAAAUAGAAAGCUCAAAAGUUUGGAGGAGGCUAUGAGAAGUUUGCGUGGACUCGGUAGUAACCAAAGCGUGAGAUAUGAAGAAUUGUGUGCAUUUCCUGAGGUGGAAUUGCCACCAGGUUACAAGAUUCCGAAAUUUGAGAAGUUUGAUGGGUCGGGAAAUCCUUUCUUCCAUUUGAAGGUCUAUUGCGAAAAGUUGAUUGGCGUAGGGAAGAAUGAAGGGAUAAGAGUCAAACUAUUUAAUCAAAGUUUAAGUGGGAAAGCUUUGGAAUGGUAUUCAGCAAGACACAACCAAAUGGCGUACUUGGGAUGA